This is a messenger RNA of Lycium barbarum (goji berry), 1761 nucleotides long. RefSeq names its product rab GTPase-activating protein 22-like. The coding region runs from base 222 to 1520 and encodes 432 amino acids. Gene Ontology annotation, biological process: activation of GTPase activity. Lineage: Eukaryota; Viridiplantae; Streptophyta; Magnoliopsida; Solanales; Solanaceae. The record is from RefSeq and is a predicted model, not a curated record. Gene Ontology annotation, molecular function: GTPase activator activity. The transcript has 12 exons.
GAUACAUCUAUAAAAAGAGCAAUAUUCUCCUAGCUGGCGCCCAUUUAUCAUAUUCUUAAUAAUCAUUUCUUUAUUCAUUACUUUACCUCUUUUUUCCAACACUUUACUUUAUAAAAAUCAAUUACAAAAAGUUAUCUUUAGCUAUAAGGUACUGAAUCGGUUCUAUCAAAUUCUUAAUGCAUAUGUAGUUGGAAUCUAUGCAAAUUUUAUAAUUUGAAGACAUGGGUAAUUUUGUAAUAGCUGCCUGCAAGAAUGCAAGGGAUUCUUCAUUGGAGGAGCUAGAUUCUUUUUUUCCUGUUAGACCAGAAUGCCAAGCUGAUGUUCCCGAUACUCGCUUCAGACCUAGGGCAGGAAAAACUCUCAGUGAAAGAAGAUGGAUUGCUGCAUUCUCUCAAGAAGGUUAUUUGGAUAUAGCAGGUGUUCUUAAACGAAUCCAACGAGGGGGGGUUCAUCCAUCAAUUAAAGGGGCUGUCUGGGAGUUCUUGCUGGGUUGUUUUGAUCCCAAUAGCACUUUUGAGGAAAGAAAUGAGCUUAGACAACGGCGGAGAGAGCAAUAUGCUACAUGGAAAUCUGAAUGCCAAAACAUAGUACCUCUCGUUGGCAGUGGGAAAUUUACCACAAAAGCUAUAGUCACUGAUGAUGGCCAACCUAUAGAGCUUGCGAACACUACCAGUAAUGUACAGGAUACUAACGAUGCCAUGCCAGUCGAUAAUGGUGUUUAUGACAAGAAAGUGGUUCAGUGGAAGCUUAACUUGUCCCAAAUUGGUUUAGAUGUUGUUCGCACGGAUCGUUUUCUUUUAUUUUAUGAGAAUCAAGCUAAUCAGGCAAAACUCUGGGAUGUGCUAGCUGUCUAUGCAUGGAUGGAUAAAGAUAUUGGUUAUGUUCAAGGAAUGACUGAUAUUUGCUCCCCAAUGGUUAUUCUACUUGAGAAUGAAGCAGAUGCAUUCUGGUGCUUUGAACGUGUAAUGCGUAAAUUGCGAGAAAAUUUCAAGUCCAGCGCAAAUUCUAUGGGAGUGCAGUCUCAACUGAGUACCCUUGCACAAAUUGUUAAAACUGUUGAUCCAAAGCUUCAUCGACACCUCGAGGAGAUAGAUGGCGGAGAAUAUCUGUUCGCUUUACGCAUGUUGAUGGUACUUUUCCGGAGAGAGCUCUCAUUUGUCGAUGCACUCUAUCUCUGGGAGGUGAUGUGGGCCAUGGAGUACAACCCAAACAUAUAUUCAUUGUAUGACAAGACACUGGAACAACUUCCCGAUAAGUUAAAUUAUAAGCAGCUAAAGCAAUAUGGGAAAUUUGAAAGAAGAAUAGUGACUGGCGCGAUGAAACAGAACGAUGCACUUGCCAUUUUCCUAGUUGCAAGUGUUCUUGAGACGAAGAAAAAACGGCUUAUGAAAGAGGCAAAGGGCCUAGAUGAUGUUGUCCAGAUCUUGGGUGAGAUAACUGGCAAUUUGGAUGCAAAGAAAGCACUAAAUAAGGCUCUAAAGGUUCAUAAGAAGUACCUGAGCAAGGUCAAAAGAUCCUAGUUGGAGUUGCUAUUCAUCACUGCAGCAAGUACCCAUUUUGCUCAAAGCUUUGUUGUAUUUUCAUUCUUUCCUGUGGGAGUGAUUUCUCCCUCCUUUACUGAUGAGUGGUUUCUUUCUUCUUGUUUUUUGGUGUGUAAUUGUUUCUAUUUCUACUAAGAAAGGAACUUGUACAUAAUAGUGGUGAUAUGAGAUAUACAUGGUGUGUUUUGGUGGUUGAAAUAUAUGGAGUUAAUUCUUUGAA